This is a messenger RNA of Verticillium alfalfae VaMs.102, 3264 nucleotides long. Its product is annotated as glucan endo-1,3-alpha-glucosidase agn1. Bases 1 to 3249 code for a protein of 1082 amino acids. The transcript has 8 exons. Gene Ontology annotation, biological process: mating projection tip cell wall disassembly. The record is from RefSeq and is a predicted model, not a curated record. Gene Ontology annotation, molecular function: glucan endo-1,3-alpha-glucosidase activity. NCBI's taxonomy places the organism in Eukaryota, Fungi, Ascomycota, Sordariomycetes, Glomerellales, Plectosphaerellaceae.
AUGAUCGGCUGUCGAACUUUUGCUGCGCUGCUGGCUCUGGCUCUCUGGAUAGUGCAGAUCCAGGCCAAGUCGGUUUUCGCGCAUUUCAUGCUGUCUAACACCGCCGGCUUUACCGUGGCAGACUAUCAGCGUGAGAUCGGCCUUGCCCAAGAAGCGCACAUUGAUGGCUUUGCCGUCAACUUCUCCAUGGAUGAGGACACCACCGACGCCAACCUUCCGCUCUUCUUCACUGCUGCUGAAAGUAAGGGCUUCAAGCUUUUCCUAUCGUUUGACUAUGCUGGCAACGGGGCGUGGCCGCAAGGCACUGUCAUAACCAUGAUCAAGAAAUAUGCCGCCUCGUCAGCCUAUUUCCGCCGCGGCUCUCAGCCCCUCGUUUCCACGUUUGAGGGUCCCAAAUCUUCUUCCGACUGGCCCACAAUCAAGAAAGAGACCGGGUGCUUCUUCAUCCCGUCCUGGUCCUCCCUAGGAGCCAAGAAGGCCGUGGCCCUCGGCGUCGCUGAUGGUCUAUUCAGCUGGGCCGCUUGGGCUGAAGGCCCGAACCGUAAGAACACUGAGGUCGAUGCCUCCUACCUUGACUUUAUGAAGGGCAUGCCUUACAUGAUGCCGGUCGCCCCUUGGUUCUACACAAACAUGCCGGGCUUUGACAAGAACUGGCUUUGGAGGGGCGACCACACUUGGUUUGAUCGCUGGGCCCACAUCUGGUACUUGCAACCCGAGUUUGUGCAAAUCAUCUCAUGGAACGAUUAUGGGGAGUCUCAUUACAUCGGUCCUCUGGACGAGAGGCAAUACUCUGCUUUUGCUGCCAACAGAGGCAAUUCGCCUUUCAACUAUGUUCGGGAUAUGCCACAUGACGGAUGGCGUGAUAUGCUGCCUUAUGUCAUCGACACAUACAAGAACAACAUCUCGACGGUGUCUCGUGAGACGUUGACUACUUGGUAUCGGUUGAACCCAGGCUCGGCUUGCUCGAGUGGCGGAACCACAGGAAACACAGCCUCCCAGCAUCAGACGGUGUACUCUCCCGCUGAACUUUCGGAGGACCGCAUCUUCUAUUCAGCCCUGCUGGGCUCCAACGCGGCAGCGACAGUCUCCAUCGGUGGCAAGGCGCAGGCCCAAUGGGCCUGGGACUCCAUUCCCGACGGAGGCGUCGGUAUCUACCACGGCAGUGUGCCUUUCAACGGCGCCACAGGCGAGGUGGUCGUGAGUCUGUCGAGGGGCGGCCUCUCAGUGAAGGGCCCUGCCAUCACAACGGACUGCUCCAAGAACGCUGGCCUCAACAACUGGAACGCCUGGGUCGGCAGUUCCAGAGGCGCAGCGGUCUCUGUGACGCCGCCGCGAUCGCUGGGUGACCAAGUUUGCGUCGCCGGCACGGGAGUGAAGGAUUUCGGGGCUGCUCACGAGAAUUUCGAGGGCAUCUGCUCCUUUGCUUGCAACUAUGGCUACUGUCCUCGCGGACCCUGUACUUGUACCAAGAUGGGCCUCAAGGUGACCGAGCCCAAGUCCCUCAACAUUGAUGCUUGGCCUGCCGCUGGCCCCUCCCCGUGCACAUGCUCCACCAAGGGCCGCAUGGUCCAGCCCCCUGCAAGCAAACCUCUUGGCUACCCGCUGGCGAACCUUGGAUCUGAGUACAUUGGUCUCUGCGCUUUUGCUUGUUCACGAGGAUACUGUCCUCCGUCAGCUUGCACGCAGACUCGGCCUGCUGUCCCAGGAGGCAUCUUUAAGGAGACGCCGCUUGACGAUGACGGCAAGGUGAAGGACAUGGCAGCUUGCAAAGCAGCCAAUUCUGGCCUCCAUAGGAAAGACUGUGGUAUCGCUGGAAACAUCGGCAUCGACCCUUGGAAGAGGUGGGACGCAGUCAUGGCACAAAUGACCCUCGAAGACAUGAUGGCAUGGUGGGAGCUAAUCACCAGAAUUCGCAACAACGGCAACCCCGAUAUCAUCCCCCGGUGGUUGACCAACAUGCCUGUCGCCGUCGGCUGGAUGUGGGGAACCGAUCAUGACCCGAGCCAGGCCACAGAGUUACCAGAGGACUAUUCGUGCGACAAACUCGGCAAGAGUGGUUGCAAUGCCAUCAGCUGCCAGACCCUCACGUACUCGUCCGUAGCUAUGGUCGAGCUCGCCUUUGGAAACCUCAACGCAUUCUACCAAAAGUAUUACGAUGCUGUUGUCGAAGUUGAGAACUCCAUCACGAGCAACGCAAAGGACAUGGCAGCCAAGUUUGUGCGGCCACAGACCGGGAACUGGCUUGGCACGUUGAAAGUUAUCCUGGGUUCUUUCGACACCAUAUUCGCAUUCACAGGUGCUGGAAUUUGGGAGAAGGUUCUGGACACAGAUCAGUUCUCCAAGUGGACGGCUGCCAACGAUAAAGCAACAAGCGCACGCGACAGUGUAGGCAGCGCUAUCAGCGCGUAUGAGUUCAUGGGAGGCAAUGUUUCAGACUCUGAGCAGGGUGCUAUUGAUGCGGCCGACUCGGUUCAGAAGGCAGCCGAGCUGAUGGUGAAGAUGCUGAAAGACAGCAUUGACAACCUCAUGAACUUCUUGUUCAGCGGGGAUCCUGCUGGAUCGGCUGCCAUGAUUGGCCUCCUCAACAAUGGUUUGUUCGUUUUGAAUCCAGCGAAGGAUGUGAGCCAGGGUCAGAUGGGCACCGUCGUCAAGAAGGUAAUCCACGCCAGGCUUGUCACCAAUGCUUGGGCGGCCGAUGAGUCGUGUGCCCCGGUGGUGGCCGUUGGAUCAUUCGAGCCUUUUGACCCGCAGAAGACCACCAAUUUCCUGGGCAGGUGGCGCAAUGACGCGUACUUGAAGUACGACAACAAAGACUUGUGGGUUAUUUGCGUCCCGUCUGUUAAGUCGAUUGGAGGAAAGACGAGGGAGAGCAGCAUAGCAGAGUAUCCAUACGGCUUGCCGGACAUCGGUAAGGCAGACAACGACUGGGAGAUUACCUGGCAGGAGCUUGCGCGGUCUGCUUAUGACGGAUGGAAAGAAAACGGCGAGAAGCUGCCCUUCGGUUUGCGCAAGUCGGCAGACACGGCUACUGGAGGUCCUGACAGUCCGACUUUCCUUCCCCUUCAACAGGGCAUCUCGACUCCGGGUUUCUGGCAAGUCCCUGUAUGUUCUACGAAGCUCGUCCAGGACAACGUGACAUGGCGGGGACAGAAGGGCAGCCGGAAGUGCACUGAUAUAUACCCCUGUUGUCAGGUUGUUUGCACAGACCACAAGACUGCAACUGGUGGGAUUCAAACAGUGUGUACCUAAUCUGAGAUGGCGCGU